ACGCCGGGUACCUCGGGUCUGUCAUCGGGCAGCGCACGGCGUCUCCCUGCCUGCUGACAGCCCGGCUUGAGCGGGCGCAGUGGGUCCGUUUGCGCUGGGCAUUCUCGGGUAGUUGCCGAGGUUUGGCAUCUCCUCAGGGGAGGGGGGGACCCGAGAGGCCCUGCCAGCGGGACAGCGGGGCGAGAGCCGGGGAGGGGGUUUCACGUCCUUGCGGGGCACGGAGGCGUCGGGCGGGUGCGGAGCCGGGGAGACGCGAUGGCUUCCGCCGGCACGGACAAGCCCUGCAGCUCGAAGAAGAAGGCCGAGAAGAAAUUCGCUGCCAAGGAGGAGGCCAAGCUGCUGGCGAGCUUCAUGGGGGUGAUGAACAACUUCCGGAAACAGAAGACGCUGUGUGACGUGGUGCUAGUGGUGCAGGACAGGGAGAUCCCGGGACACCGAGUGGUGCUCGCCGCAGCCAGCCACUUCUUCAGCCUGAUGUUCACCUCCAACAUGCUGGAAUCCAAGUCUUUUGAAGUGGAGCUGAAGGACGCAGAGCCAGACAUUAUUGAGCAGCUUGUGGAAUUCGCCUACACUGCGAGGAUCUCUGUUAAUAGCAACAACGUUCAGUCCUUACUGGAUGCAGCCAAUCAGUAUCAGAUUGAGCCGGUCAAGAAGAUGUGCGUUGAGUAUCUCAAAGAGCAGGUGGAUGCAUCAAAUUGUCUGGGUAUCAGCGUGCUGGCGGAGUGCCUGGACUGCCCGGAGCUCAAGACCACCGCCGACGACUUCAUCCACCAGCACUUCACCGAGGUGUACAAGACGGACGAGUUCCUGCAGCUGGACGUGAAGAGGGUGACUCACCUGCUGCACCAGGACACUCUGACCGUGCGGGCAGAGGACCAGGUCUACGACGCGGCCGUCCGGUGGCUGAAGUAUGACGAGCAGAACCGCCAGCAGUACAUCGUGGACAUUCUGGCCAAGGUCCGCUUUCCGCUCGUGUCCAAGAACUUCCUGAGCAAGACGGUGCAGGCGGAGCCGCUGAUACAGGACAACCCUGAGUGCCUCAAGAUGGUUAUCAGCGGGAUGCGCUACCACCUGCUGUCCCCGGAGGACCGCGAGGAGCUGGGGGAGAGCAGCCGGCCGCGGAGGAAGAAGCACGAUUACCGCAUCGCGCUCUUCGGGGGCUCCCAGCCGCAGUCCUGCCGCUACUUCAACCCCAAGGACUACAGCUGGACGGACAUCCGUUGCCCCUUCGAGAAGAGAAGAGAUGCCGCCUCGGUGUUCUGGGACAACGUCGUCUAUAUCCUGGGCGGCUCUCAGCUCUUCCCCAUCAAGAGGAUGGACUGCUACAACGUGGUGAAGGACAGCUGGUACUCCAAACUGGGGCCGCCCAACCCCAGAGACAGCCUUGCGGCCUGCGCCUCCAACGGGAAGAUCUACACUUCCGGAGGCUCCGAAGUGGGGAACUCCGCCCUGUACCUCUUCGAGUGCUACGACACCCGGACAGAGAGCUGGCACAACAAGCCCAGCAUGCUGAUGCCGCGCUGCAGCCACGGCAUGGUGGAGGCCAACGGGCUGAUCUACGUCUGCGGCGGCAGCCUGGGCAACAACGUUUCGGGCCGCGUGCUCAACUCCUGCGAGGUCUACGACCCCUCCACCGAGACAUGGACAGAACUGUGCCCAAUGAUCGAGGCCAGGAAAAACCACGGCUUAGUCUUCGUCAAUGAGAAGAUCUAUGCUGUUGGAGGGCAGAAUGGAAUGGGGGGCCUGGAUUCGGUGGAGUAUUACGACAUCGGCAGUAACGAGUGGAAGAUGGUGUCCCCGAUGCCGUGGAAGGGGGUGACGGUCAAGUGUGCCGCCGUGGGCUCCAUCAUCUACGUCCUGGCCGGCUUCCAGGGAGUGGGGCGGCUGGGGCACAUCCUGGAGUACUACACGGAGACGGACAAGUGGGUGGCCUGCAGCAAGGUGCGGGCCUUCCCCGUGACCAGCUGCCUGAUCUGCGUGGUGGACACGUGCGGCGCCAACGAGGACACGCACGAGACGUGACCCGGGGGCGUGGCGACGACAGCGCGCGGGGUCUGCGCCCCGCCGGGGCGGCCUUCGUCGCGCUUGGCGCCGGCGCCCGUUUUAGGUUUCUCUCCCGUUUGGAAAGGAUCUCCUCCCGGUAAAACGGGGUCUCUAUUGUAAGCCCCCAGCCUCAGAAGGAUGGGCGUAGUAAAUGUGUUCCCAUCGCGGCUUAGAGCCAAGAAGUAGAUUUAUUUUUUAUUGUUCCUAAAUUGUCCCGAGAGGCGGUCUGCCAUCCUGGGAAAUGAAGACUGAAGCGCUGGAAGCUGGCAGGCAGCAGCUGGACAUCCCGUACAGGAGUGCGUUAUGGCUCGGGAAGAGCUCGCCGUGUCCGGGUGUCCCCCGGAAGCUGCCGGCCAGCCCCUGCACGGCGCAGGUCACAGUUGGCCGAGGUCACUGGCUCGUUUCGCCCCCCUGCGGCUUGCGAGGCCUCUCCGUGCUCACGGCUGGGUGUGAGACCCCCUGAUGAACUCCAGAGAGCUGCUGUUUGACCCCUUGACCAGAUCUGAAAGUGUUUGUCCAGAUAUUUUCAGAGGUGCAGAAGGUUUCGAAGUCCUGUUGUCGGCCCUCCCGAGUUUUGUUGUUAGCGGUUUGUAAUUCUGUGCGCUGAUGGCACCGCUGUUUAAGUUGUAGUUGUGCUCCAUCUUGCUGGCCCAUGUGGCAGUGCUGUCUCCCUCACCAUUGGCUGCUGCCACGGGCUCACAACUUGUUCUUGCUGUACAGGGGGACAUCUUGUGGUUAAAGUGUGCAAGUUACUGCUAAAGACUCCAGAUCUCAAUAAGGCAAGACUGUAAUGACUUUUGAAAAAAUUAUUUCAUCACCGUUUGACCUUUUUGCUCAAAUUUCUGUAUUAGUCGAAAUGUCAGUACCUUUGUUCUCAAAAUACAUCUGGAGAGGCGAUCGCACGUGAUCUCUGCUAGGAAGAGCAUGAACUCCAGUCUCUGUGACCGGGGCCGAGUCUGCCAGAGGCUUGUUGUAGCGUGGGCUCCGGCGCCAGCAGUCAUGGAAAUAAACGAGUUAAAGGCGGAGACACUGGAUGAGCCACUGAAAAAGGAUAAAUGGGAUUUUAAACCAUUUCAGUUUUUUUUUUUAGAAAGUCGCUGCGUUACAAAAUUAAAAACCAUUGCACAUUAUUAAAUGGGAAAGAUGAUUACCAGGGUGGAUCGGUGGAGGUGCUCACUUCAGACGCAGCUGGGGCUCUGUCCAGCGGUCAGGGGCUUGAGCCGGGGUCACUAGAUCGGCUGGGCAGCAGCAGCCCAGCAGGGGAUUUCUCCGGAGGCUGCAGAGAGUUCACGGAGCACAGCUGAGGUUGGGGGAUGGACUGGGAGUCCAUCUGCGAAGAGUGUCGGGGCGGGGACACGUACUGGCCCUCCAGUUGGUACCGGCCCAGUCCCUGCACUGGUGCUGGUUCCCUGCAGCUUGUAGUGUCUCUGCAGAUGAAUCACAGGUGAGAAGAGCUUGUCUGCCUCUCCCUAUUCUCCAGUGCAGUCUGUCCCGUACAUAACACACCUGCUGGCUCCCACACUGGGCCAGUAUGUGGUGAAGGCAGCUCUGUUUUAUUUAAAAAGAGGACAGUGGUUCAUGCAGGUUUUCAAACAGGGGCCUGCGGGGGUGGCACUGUCCCUUAGUCACUUUACAGAGGGACUUUGGUCAAAACAGAGAUCAGGGAACACCAGUCCAUUAAGUGCAAACAGUUAUCAUAUUAUUUGUAAUUUUAAUUAUGAAGUACAGAAAAGUACCAAUAUUCAGGUCAAUUUUAUUAUAUAAAAGGAAAAUGGAAUGUUUUAGCAGUGUAUUGUAAGAAUGUCAUGCCAUUAAUGGAAUACAAAUGUACUUUUUGUGUUGUUGGUAUAAUGCAUUAUGGAAAGUGUAUCCAAAUGUUGAAAAAUGUGAGAAAUUCUUAUUAAAGAUUAUCAACUGUUCAAUAAACGUGUUUUGUA
Lepisosteus oculatus (spotted gar) is the source of this 3980-nucleotide messenger RNA. It is a transcript of the gene klhl7, whose product is annotated as kelch-like family member 7. Lineage: Eukaryota; Metazoa; Chordata; Actinopteri; Semionotiformes; Lepisosteidae. Gene Ontology annotation, molecular function: protein binding. Gene Ontology annotation, biological process: protein ubiquitination. Gene Ontology annotation, cellular component: Cul3-RING ubiquitin ligase complex. The record is from RefSeq and is a predicted model, not a curated record.